Molecule: messenger RNA, 1131 nt
Organism: Radiomyces spectabilis
Lineage: Eukaryota; Fungi; Mucoromycota; Mucoromycetes; Mucorales; Radiomycetaceae
Exons: 1
Coding region: 231-875 (214 amino acids)
Source: RefSeq, a predicted model, not a curated record
GGGGCUGGGUCUGUUCUGCCAGACGUAGUCAGUUAAGAGAAGUUGGAGGCCUGUUUGGCAAUUCGCUGUACGGGUUAGUAUCACAAAGGCCAAACUUUUGAGGAUAAAAAUUCAUGUUUUUCUUUUUUUUUUUUCGUUCCAAGGCUUCAAGGUGUGUUUUACUUGCUUGUAUUACAAGAUGACGGGCUGUACCUGAUGACCAAAUAUACCACAUCGCAUUCCCCACCUGCAUGGAAGACUCGCCAGCAUUCAUCAUGAUUUUCGAAGCCAAGUGCAAGGUUGUAAACCAAAUUGCGAAUCGACAGCGAGAAACAGCAAGUAUGCAAGAAAUGGAAUCGAUCUUGGAAAAGACUUUCUUUAGCCGCGAUCUUCCAACAACUGGCGCGCCACCGCUUACUUGUGAACUGCGAUCCCUGAUUUUGAUUGCACCACCUCUAGACAACCGUCUUUUCAUCACGCUUUUGUUGUUGCGAUGUUCGACCUCGGUUCUUGUCUUUUUCUCGCACACCUCCCGGCCUUGCUUGACAUCACGGCAAUGGAACCUAUUUUUAUCACUCGAUUUAUCUUUUUCAUAUGAUUCGCAACCAUUUGUACCGCAUUUUUGUAUUGCAAGUCUUCCUGUCGUACUAUUUCAGCAGAACACUGUUCUACAUCGUCGUUACCAUAAAUCAUGUCUGGCGCUCUUUGUCGUGCGGAACCUGAAUUUGCCGUGGCCCGUGUGGUUGUCAGUCUGGUCUAAUCCACCGAAAAUUGAUAAUCGCCGUCUCCCAUCUCUCCUUCCCGAUAUGUUCUUAUCCAUUGCCUUUCUUCGUAAUUGUUGCUGGUAUUCUGCAUGGCAUAUGGACAUAACAAAGGCAGUUUUAUUUAUGAUGUAGUUUCACUUCACUCAUGAAAACCAAAUGUAGUUCUACUCACCACUGAAUUGCCCUUAAAGCAGCUCUGUUUUUCUGGCACUUUUUUGUUUUAUUUCACGAAGUAGAUUCAAACCCUGUUUUUUCGAUCGGAUGGGUCGAGCCGGUCUCCAAGACGCUCAUCCAAAUAAAAAUGUAAUGCAUGUGGUCAUUUAAGCCCAAAGCGGGAACCGACCCGAACAAAAUGAACGAACACCAAAUUUUUCCAGGGUCGUCUUUC